AUGCUCCACCGCUUGGAGAAGUUCGCCGAAAAAGACCACCCAGGACUGGAUUUUACGCGCCUUGCAAGGGAUAUCUUUGAGAUCGACGGUCCCUCGGGGAGCCACUACUGUAUCGCCUUCAAACCUCAGGGCAAUAGCGUCCGCACAUUGCAGGAAACAUUCCCCAACGCCCAGUUGCGUAAGCAUCUCGUAAAGUCCAUAAUACACCGCUUAUUCUUCGCGGUAAACUGGCUACAUGCAACCUGUAGUGUUGCACAUACAGAGCUAUCGGGUCACCCGUGGCUUACAGACUUUGGUCAAAUGCGUGUCGUAGAGGGACGCAUCAAUCAGGAUUGGUGGAUGUCGGAUCUGUAUCGCGCACCGGAGGUGCUUUUACAGCUUCCUUGGGGGUACCCUGUGGAUAUUUGGUCGAUUGGUGUUAUGACACUGGAACUGCUAGAAGGUAAGAACCUUGUCGAUCCAGUGUAUCGUGUUCAUGGCCAGUACGUCUCUUAA
Aspergillus oryzae RIB40 is the source of this 495-nucleotide messenger RNA. RefSeq lists its product as uncharacterized. The record is from RefSeq and is a predicted model, not a curated record. The coding region runs from base 1 to 495 and encodes 164 amino acids. Gene Ontology annotation, biological process: protein phosphorylation. The transcript has 4 exons. NCBI's taxonomy places the organism in Eukaryota, Fungi, Ascomycota, Eurotiomycetes, Eurotiales, Aspergillaceae. Gene Ontology annotation, molecular function: ATP binding; protein kinase activity.